Zophobas morio is the source of this 1470-nucleotide messenger RNA. Its product is annotated as isocitrate dehydrogenase [NAD] subunit gamma, mitochondrial-like. Gene Ontology annotation, cellular component: mitochondrion. Gene Ontology annotation, biological process: tricarboxylic acid cycle; isocitrate metabolic process. The record is from RefSeq and is a predicted model, not a curated record. The transcript is spliced from 9 exons. Bases 121 to 1284 code for a protein of 387 amino acids. NCBI's taxonomy places the organism in Eukaryota, Metazoa, Arthropoda, Insecta, Coleoptera, Tenebrionidae.
CCAAAUGUCAUUCGUACUGCGCCAUUAGCGCCAUUUUAAGUUGUCCAAAUUUUCCUAAAAAUACAUAAAUAAAAAACGUAAAGUAUUAUUUUGUAGUAUUUCUUAAAUUCAGAAGUUACAAUGGCUUCCCGCGUGAUAUUAAAAAAGCCAUUAGAACUAGGCAAGAUCCUUUUUAGGAACCAAUCAACGAUGUCAGCGUUCGAAAUUCAGCACAAGACACCCCUUAUUAAGAAAGUCGCAGCAAUCCCCGUAGCUUUAUAUGGGGGCCGCCACGCUGUCACUAUGUUACCUGGGGGCGGAAUCGGCCCAGAAUUAAUGGGUUACGUGAGAGAAGUAUUCAAAUAUGCAGGGGCUCCAGUUGAUUUUGAAGUAGUGGAAAUUGGGGACGAAAACACUGAUUUGGAGUAUGCUCUAACGUCAAUUAAGCGAAAUGGAGUCGCUAUAAAAGGAAAUAUUGAAACAAAGAGCGAAAGUGCUAGUGUAGUGUCAAGAAACGUGGCGAUCAGAAACGAAUUAGACUUGUUUGUGAAUGUUUUACAUUGUAAAUCUUAUCCUGGGGUUCCUGCACGCCAAAAAGAUAUUGAUAUUGUUAUCAUAAGGCAAAAUACUGAAGGAGAAUACGCUAUGUUGGAGCAUGAGAGUGUCGACGGAGUGAUUGAAAGCAUGAAAGUAGUCACAACAUCAAAUUCUGAUAGAGUGGCGCGAUUCGCGUUUGAAUAUGCCAAAAAGAAUGGGAGAAAGAAAGUUACCACUAUUCAUAAGGCGAAUAUUAUGAAACUCUCUGACGGGUUAUUUUUGGAGACAUCUAAGCGGAUAGCCAAGGAUUAUCCAGAAAUUGAACACAAUGACAUGAUUAUAGAUAAUUGUUGUAUGCAGUUGGUUUCUAAACCUCAUCAGUUUGACGUUAUGAUUAUGACAAAUCUUUACGGAAGUAUUGUUUCAAAUGUGGUUUGUGGGUUGAUAGGGGGCGCUGGUCUCCUAUCCGGGAAAAAUUACGGAGAUCAUUACGCUAUUUUUGAACCCGGAACUCGAAAUACAGGCACAGCCAUCGCCGGAAAAAACAUCGCUAAUCCCAUCGCCAUGUUGAGUGCUUCAGUGGCCAUGUUGAAACAUCUAGGACACACACAACAUGCCGAACUUAUACAACGGGCCAUUGAAAAAACGAUUUGUGAAGAGAAAAUACAUACUCCUGAUUUGGGUGGUACCGCAAAGAGCACUGACGUUGUCCAAAGAAUAAUCGAUAACAUUUUACAGGCCGAUAUUAGACCUUGGGAAUUGGUUUGACCUUCUCGUUUUCGAUUUGGUGCAAUAAUGGCGUGAAGAUCCUCCAAGCUUCGCUCAACUCGUCCGAACGGACAAAAUGCAUUUGCGAACCGCAAAACACGUCCAAAAUUAACCUCUCGUACGCGUCAGGUAACUUAACACUCUAUAAAACACUUAUAUAAUAAUAAUAAUAACAAUAAUUGUAAA